Myiozetetes cayanensis is the source of this 4807-nucleotide messenger RNA. RefSeq names its product oligophrenin 1 (gene OPHN1). The transcript is spliced from 24 exons. Gene Ontology annotation, cellular component: cytoplasm. Bases 117 to 2507 code for a protein of 796 amino acids. The record is from RefSeq and is a predicted model, not a curated record. Gene Ontology annotation, molecular function: protein binding; GTPase activator activity. Lineage: Eukaryota; Metazoa; Chordata; Aves; Passeriformes; Tyrannidae. Gene Ontology annotation, biological process: signal transduction.
GGCCCGCGGGAUGUCGGCGGCGCGGGGCGGCGGGGCCGGUGCGGGUGCGGGUGGCGCUCCCGGUGUCCGUGCCCGUCGGUAGCCCAGCCCGGCGGAGCCGCCCCCGGCCCGCGGCCAUGGGGCACCCGCCGCUGGAGUUCAGCGACUGCUACCUGGACAGCCCCGACUUCCGAGAGCGCCUCAAGUGCUACGAGCAGGAGCUGGAGCGAACCAACAAGUUCAUCAAGGAGGUGAUCAAGGACGGCAACGCGCUCAUCGCCGCCAUCCGCGGGUACUCCUCAGCGGUGCAGAAGUUCUCCCAGACCCUGCAGUCCUUCCAGUUCGACUUCAUUGGUGACACACUAACAGAUGAUGAGAUUAAUAUUGCUGAGUCCUUUAAGGAGUUUGCAGAGCUGCUGCACGAGGUAGAGCUGGAGAGGUCCAUGAUGGUGCAGAAUGCAAGUGAUUUGCUAAUCAAACCUUUGGAAAACUUCCGGAAGGAGCAGAUAGGGUUCACCAAGGAAAGAAAGAAAAAGUUUGAGAAGGAUGGUGAGAAGUUUUACUCUAUGCUGGAUCGCCACCUGCAUUUGUCUUCCAAAAAGAAGGAAUCCCAGUUACAGGAGGCUGACCUUCAGGUGGACAAAGAGAGACACAAUUUCUUUGAGUCCUCCCUCGAGUAUGUGUACCAGAUCCAGGAAGUACAAGAAAGCAAGAAAUUCAGUAUUGUGGAGCCGGUGCUGGCAUUUCUCCACAGUCUUUUCACUUACAACAAUCUGACAGUGGAGCUGACGCAGGAUUUUCUCCCCUACAAGCAGCAGCUCCAGCUCAGCCUGCAGAAUACAAGGAAUCACUUUUCCAGCACGCGGGAGGAGCUGGAAGACCUGAAGAAGAGGAUGAAGGAAGCGCCCCUAACCUGCAAGCUCCCUGGGCAGCCGACCAUCGAGGGCUACCUCUACACUCAGGAGAAAUGGGCACUGGGCAUCUCCUGGGUGAAGUAUUACUGCCAGUAUGAAAAAGAGGCAAAAACCUUACGGAUGACACCCAUAGACCAGAAGCCUGGAGCUAAGCAAGGCACCUUGGACCUGACCCUGAAAUCCUGCGUCAGGAGAAAGACAGACUCCAUAGACAAAAGGUUUUGUUUUGACAUUGAAACUAAUGAAAGGUCCGGGACCAUCACGCUGCAGGCUCUCUCGGAAGCCAACCGAAGGCUGUGGAUGGAGGCUAUGGAUGGGAAGGAGCCAAUCUACCACAGUCCCAUUACGAAGCAGGAAGAAAUGGAGCUGAACGAGGUCGGCUUCAAGUUUGUUCGGAAGUGCAUCAACGCAGUGGAGACGAAAGGAAUCACCACGGAGGGUGUGUACCGGACUGUCGGCAGCAAUAUCCAGGUGCAGAAGUUGCUGAAUGCCUUUUUUGAUCCGAAAUGCCCCGGGGACGUGGAUCUCCAGAGUGGGGAUUGGGACAUCAAGACCAUUACCAGCUCACUGAAGUUCUAUCUCAGGAACCUGUCUGAACCCGUCAUGACAUACAAGCUCCACAAAGAGCUGGUCCUGGCUGCCAAGUCCGAGAACCUGGAUUACAGGCUGGGAGCUAUUCAUGCACUGGUGUACAAACUGCCUGACAAGAACAGGGAGAUGUUGGAGCUCCUCAUCCAGCACCUCGUCAAUGUCUGUGAGCACAGCCGGGAGAACCUGAUGUCACCGUCCAACAUGGGGGUGAUCUUCGGGCCCACUCUCAUGCGAGCGCAGGAGGACACUGUGGCAGCGAUGAUGAACAUCAAGUUCCAAAACAUCGUGGUUGAGAUCCUGAUCGAGCACUUUGGGAAGAUCUACUCCGGCCCCCCAGAGGACACCUCGGCCCCUCCAGUGCCCCCACCCAGGGUGGCUGCCCGGCGGCACAAACCCAUCACCAUCUCCAAACGUCCCCUGAGGGAAAGACCUGUCUUCUUUGGUGCUUCUGUGGAGGAAAGUGGAGCAGAGCGGCUCGGCCAGACCCCCAAUGGCGGCAGCGUGGAGGCCCCCAAGCCGCUGCACCGCAGCCGCCCGCCCGCACCCCGGCCCGGGGGGGACGAGCCGGGGCGUCCCCCCGCCGAGAGCCGGCCCCAGCCACGCACCGAGCCCGAGCUGGGCAAGCCGGUGGCCAGGCUGCAGGACGGAGGGGCGAAGCCGCCAGGCAAGGCGGCCAACGGCGUGGUGAGCGGCCCUGCCCUGAGGAGCGGCACCCUGCAGGCCAGGAGACCGGCCCCACGGCCGGGGGGCAAUGGCAGAGACGGUGACUGUGACGGUGUCCCUAAGCCGCGUUCCCAUAGCGAUAAGCCCGUGAUAAUGCGGCCUCCCGUGAGACCUCCAGAUCCACCGUGCAGGGCUCCAGUCCCUCCAAAGCUGGAACAGAGGCCGGAUCUGAUAGCAGGGACAGCAGAGGAGAUGCCCUCAUCUGUGGUGGCCUCUAGGACCAAGUUCUUUGAGACGGCUUCCCGAAGAACAGGCAGUUCUUCAUCACCACAAGGCAGGAUCCCAGGUGAUGAGAGCUGAGGCUAAAGGCUUUGUAAGCAGCUCGGCCCAGCUGGACCCAGGAGACUUUCUGUGCUUGUGACCCAGGAGUCACAGCUGACCCUGGCCAGCCCCAGUGCCCUGGAGAGCAGCCUUCUUACUGGACGAUGAUUUCCAAGCCACAAGCGGCUCAAGAAAUUAGAAGAGGGAGACCACGAUGGAGAGCAGGCCCUGCCCACAUGUCUGUGUUUAAACUGUUUUCAGCCCUCCCACCUCUCCUCCCUGCAGUCUGUGGCAGUGCCCGUGUGUGCCCGUGCACAUCCGGCAGCGUGGGCAGUGCUGUGGAAGGGACAGCGGAGCCACCAUUUACCUGCUCACUUUUGGGAAACAUACCUUGACAAGGGUGACCUUGGACAGUGCAGGGGCUGAGGCCCUUGGGUACAAGGGCAGAGCAGCUGCAGCUGGGGUUGGCCCCCCUUGCCCUGAGAAACCCCUUCCUCUGUGCUCGUGUCCCUUGCUUGGUGAGCUGUGCUGCGGUUGCAGUGCGUGGGGCAGCCGUGCCUGGGAACACUGCCCGUGCUGAGCAGGCUGGGCAGGGACAGGGGAAGCACUGUGCUCAGCUCUGUGGGACAUCUCAUCUCCUGGGCAUCAGCAUGUCCCUGUCCUGGAAGGCUGUGCCAGCGGGCGUGGCUGGGCGGGAGGCUUGGCCUGAGUGGGACUGCAGCCUUGUCCGGGGUCAGCAGCUUCUGAGGGUGCAGCUGGGGGAAGGGGGCAGCAGGUGCUCCUCCUCCUGUGUGAGCCACACUCCCACCACAUCCGCUUCCCACAGGCACUCCCAGAGGUCUCUGUUUGGGGUGAUUCUGGUGGGCCAGCACAGAGGUGCUGAGGAUCUGAAACUCACUGAAUGGGGGUCAAACCCACCAUUUUUCUAAGAUUUCUUGUUUUCUUGUUUAUUGAUUUCCGGUCUGAGGCGCCCAGCCUGUCCCUCAGCAGUGGUCUUGUGGGCAAUGUCUGUUGACCCAGGAGCUGUCCCUGGCCAGGACCUCCUCGUGCACCCCCAUAGCAGUAGAGGCUUGUCCCAGGGUGAUACACAGCAACCUGUGGCUUCCCCGCUUCCUCUGCCAGCCCAAAGGCAAUUUCCUCAUUUUGAAUGAUUUUCCUUAGGUGCUGGCAGCAUUCCAAAAGAGUGGGCAAACAUUCCACCAGGUGCUUCCCGGGUUCUCUAUCCCUCGAGCGUGCUGUGUCCUGCCCGGCUCACAUGUUCCGGUGGGAUGCUGCCGCUGUCCUUCCCGUCUCCCGGGGCUUUGCCUCGUGUGUGAUCUUGUGUCUGUUAUUGCUGGAUGUCACACGCUGGUGCUCACACGUUGUGUCCAUGGUGCUCCUGCUCGCUCGGCUUCAGCAGUGCCCCAGUUGCUCCCUCCUUUGGAUCUGCUACGUGAAAGAGGCUUUAAAACCAAACCAGCCUUGUGCUGUGGUGGCUGAGGCUGUGCCACAGGCACCACCUCGGGCUGUGCUGAGCGCCUCCUGCUGCAACCCCUUGCCAGCAGCUCCAGGACAGGUGUCUUGGAGUAAGUAGGAUGGAGCUGAAGUCAGAGGGAGCUGCUCUGACCAGCCCAGCAGCAGGGCCACCCACGUGCAGCACCACCAGCCCCCAGCCCUGUGGCAACCUCGUCCCCUCCUGGGGUGACUGUCCCAGGGUGUCAGUCUGGUGGCUCCCACACACAAGGCCAGCAUUUCCCAACUUCCUUCCCUGCUCAGGGCUGUGCUUUAGGGACCCCUCAACCCUUUCAGUUUGGGAAGCUCCCGGGGUUCUGCUGCUGUGGGUGGCCCUGGAGGUGACACUCCCAGGACUCGUCUUGCAGGAGCAGUGGCUGUCACAUUCCCCUCCUGCUCGCACCCACUGCCCGGCACAGACCCCGGAGACAGAGCCAGGCUCCACAGGCAGGGGGGUCCAGGAGCAGCUGAGUUUCAGUCUGACAAUGUGAGCAAUGGGGAGGAAGCAGCAGACAUAUUUCAUGGUGUCCUUUUAAAGUCCUUUGUCGCUUGUGUGUCUGUGCUGGUUUUUCCGCCUCUGUGGGUGCAGCUGAACGUGGGACCAGCAGUGGAGUGGUGGGGUGCUGGGGGAGAGGGGGCUGUGGGGCCCAAUCUCUGCUGCCUUGGGGGCACAGUCCCCACUGCUCUGGGCACAGUUCCUGCUGCCAGUGCCCCAGGAGCAACAGCUGGGAACUCGGGAUUGCCCCAUGUGCGCAGCAGCCCCCUGGCAUCAGCCCUGGAGCUGGUUUUGUGUGUACAAGCAUAGGUUGCUAUAUGUGUUUAUAAAGUUUCUAUGAAGUCAAACAGAA